CGGCGAGGAGCUGCUGCUGGUGCCGUGGCCGCUGGUCGUGUCGCGCGACGCGGCCGCGGACCCGCGCGUGGCGCGGCUGCAGGUGGAGGGCGGGGCGGGCGGCGGCAGCGGCUCGCUGGCGACGCGGCUGUGGCUGGCGCUGCACGCCGUGGAUGCGUCGUCGCCCUGGGCGGAGAGUGGCUGGCGGCGGUGCCGAGGGAUUCAGCAGCCGGGUCCCCGGCGCUGCCCCUGGCGUGGGUCGAGCGCCGGGGGCGGCCAAGAGGGGGGCAUGGGGCUCUGUGCCUGCGCACGGCGGCUCCGCGAGCAGCUGCUGUCGGAGUGGAGCUCCCUGGACGACAGGCUGAUCGGGGCGCCGCUGCACGGGGAGGUCGACUGGGCGCUCUGGCUGUGGGCGCAGGCGGUGGUGUCCACUCGCUCGAGCACCCUCGCCCUCGCGGGCGGGCGCGAGCUGGAGUGCAUCAUUCCGGUCGUGGACUUCGCGAACCACAGCAGCGAUCCGUGUGCCCGCGUCGUCGGCUCCGAGGACGGCGCGCAGCUGGUGGCGCUGCGGCACAUCCAGCCUGGCAGGAGAUCUGCAUCUCCUACGGGGACCACUGCGCCGACCAGUUCGCCUUCGCGUUCGGCUUCGUACCCGAUGACGCGCCGCUGGACAGCGUCCUCGGACACCCAGCGGCUAAGUUUUUUCCAGACACGGGCCCAUAGACUUCUCGACCCCCUGUCCUCGAGCCGGCUUCUUUCAUCCACUCGAAGGGCGAAAUGAAGCAAGCAUUCUUAUUCCCCAAACAUUG
Prorocentrum cordatum is the source of this 788-nucleotide messenger RNA. Lineage: Eukaryota; Dinophyceae; Prorocentrales; Prorocentraceae. The record is from the annotation of a GenBank genome assembly.